Messenger RNA from Trematosphaeria pertusa, 1679 nucleotides. RefSeq lists its product as uncharacterized. Gene Ontology annotation, cellular component: cytoplasm. The transcript is spliced from 2 exons. NCBI's taxonomy places the organism in Eukaryota, Fungi, Ascomycota, Dothideomycetes, Pleosporales, Trematosphaeriaceae. Gene Ontology annotation, biological process: ubiquitin-dependent protein catabolic process. Bases 192 to 1505 code for a protein of 437 amino acids. The record is from RefSeq and is a predicted model, not a curated record. Gene Ontology annotation, molecular function: ubiquitin protein ligase activity.
CGGAAUCCUCUAACAAGACAAAGCACGCAGCUCGCAUCCGCAUCCGCAUCCGGAUCCGGCCCCCGACGACGGCCUGUUUUUGACGCCCCACCAUCUGCAUAUCGCUGUAAAUAGCUGCGACAAGGGCAGUCUGUUCCUUGGCUCAGAUUACAUCGUCAUCGUCGUGAACUUAUGGAAUACUGCGAGCAAUAAUGGCUUCUACAACUGCACCGUCGCUCCCCUCGGCUACCCAGACCCAAUCCAACGGCAAUGGCAGUGGCCCGACGAGCUCGCCGCUGCUCUUCUUCGUUGCCCUAGGCUUCGGCGUCGUCUUCACCAAUCUCUGGAUCAUUGUAGGCGUCAAGUACUGCUUCCGAUACAACCAGCGCAACCGUGCAGCCCGAGCCGCCGCAGAUGGAGAACCGAUCGACCUCACGGCCAUGCCACGGCCGCAUAGAAGGAGGAGGGAGAAAAAGCUGAUGACAAUGGACGAGGUGAACGAACGCUUCCCUCUGACAAAGUACAAGCAAUGGAAGGCUAGCCGGGAGAACGAAGGACUGCCGACAACUGGUGGCAUCGCAACAGCUCCCCAGAGCAGAGCCAACAGCGUGAAGGACGUUGAGGGAGUCGUCGACCCCGUGAGAGACGAUGGCGCGUCGAGUCCGAGGCCGACCACCGCCCUUUCCAUGGCCCGAGACGAAUUUACUGCUUCGUCAAAGGACCAGCCCGGCUCACCCAGGAAUAGUGUAGGCGCACAUGAAAACGCUGCAGAGCACAAGGAGGCCGAGAAGAAAGAAGCUGGCGAGAAGUCUACCGAGCUUUCGCGGACCGGGAUUGCUGUCACCGACUAUCAACCCGGCAAGGAGCCUGCUCAAGGCCAGGACCAGGAUGGAGAUGAGUCGGACGACGACGAUCCGAUACGUACUGCUACUGCGCCCGAGAUGAUGGCUGAGCCUGGCGAUACCUGUGCCAUCUGCUUGGACUCCUUAGAGGACCAAGACGAUGUGCGAGGCUUGACGUGCGGUCACGCUUUCCACGCCAGCUGUGUCGACCCAUGGCUGACCAGCCGACGUGCCUGCUGCCCGCUCUGCAAGGCUGACUACUACGUCCCCAAGCCACGUCCCGAAGGCGAAAACGCAGAGCAGUCGUCGGGUCGCCGUACGAAUACCGGUCUCAGGUCUCCUACAUCUCCGCAGGCCGCAUGGACCGCUGCGCGAGGCAACCCCUUCUCUCGAUCUCGCGUCAUUGUCUUCACCAAUGUUGGACCCCAGACCAACAAUAACAACCGUCAAGCCAACGCUACGUAUGGGCUGGCCAACCUGUUGAAUCGUCCCGGUCGGCGCGAACGUACCGCUACUCCUCAACAGCGUAGUCCUCAGGGAACCACAAGUUGGAGGACGGUCCUUCAGUCCGCAAGGCCCAGCGCACCGACGUUUUCCAACUGGUUCGGCCGCAACCGUGGCGCCAAUGCUAACAACACCUCACCCCAACCCACCCCAGGCCAGCUUGAAGCUGGCAAUCGGUAACAGGCACGCUGAUGUCCUUCGGACCACCCCGCACUCUUGGAUUGAUUAUCCCCACCCACGACCCUGACGCCUCACGACACUUCUAGAUUCCGCUACAUCCUUUCCUUUCUUGCUGUUCUUGAGCGCGGACAGCUGCGCUUUCCCGGCUUCUAUAGCGGUCGACUGCUGCGGCCG